AUGCUCGGUGAUCGCCUGGGCCGCAAUCACGUAGUCAUGGAUUUUGCAAAACGCAUGUUUACGAUUCAUGGCGAAGUCCAGAAGGUUGACUUUAUCUCCCAUGCUGGAAAAUGUGUGGACGACAUCUGUAAUUCCCUCCUCGCCGCUGCGGUUACUACCAAACUCAACCUAAGCGACCUCUGUUCCCAGCCAACAUCGACCAUGCAUGAUGAGCGGAAAGAAACGUAUUCCCUGCUAAUCAAAUAUUUAGGCCUGUUUUCUUUGGAAUUGACAAAGCUGGGGCGAACAGAAGACGUCAGAGGUACGAUCAACGCGGACGAGGCCAAGACAAUGUUGCAAAUGUCUAGACGCAUGCUACCUCAUCUUCAGAAGGAAGUGAAGCCUCCCUGGGCACCGCCCAUUGUCUUAUUAAAGAAGAGCGUUGAUAGCCUACGCUUCUGUGUUGACUAUAGGAGACUCAAUACAUUGACAAAGGACAUGUUUGCCUUGCUCACAUAA
This is a messenger RNA of Hydatigera taeniaeformis, 498 nucleotides long. The record is from the annotation of a GenBank genome assembly. NCBI's taxonomy places the organism in Eukaryota, Metazoa, Platyhelminthes, Cestoda, Cyclophyllidea, Taeniidae.